Candida dubliniensis CD36 is the source of this 2457-nucleotide messenger RNA. It is a transcript of the gene CNH1, whose product is annotated as Cnh1p. NCBI's taxonomy places the organism in Eukaryota, Fungi, Ascomycota, Pichiomycetes, Serinales, Debaryomycetaceae. Gene Ontology annotation, molecular function: sodium:proton antiporter activity. Gene Ontology annotation, cellular component: plasma membrane. Bases 1 to 2457 code for a protein of 818 amino acids. The record is from RefSeq and is a predicted model, not a curated record. The transcript has a single exon. Gene Ontology annotation, biological process: intracellular potassium ion homeostasis; proton export across plasma membrane; sodium ion export across plasma membrane.
AUGGCUUGGAGUCAGUUAGAACUAGAACCACCACACAUAGCGUAUGCUUGUGUCGGUAUAUUCAGUACCCUAUUUUCACUAGUCUCCCUUUUCGUUAAAGAACGGCUAUACAUCGGUGAGGCCACCGUCGCUUCCAUCGCCGGCCUUAUCCUAGGCCCCCAUUGUCUCAACUGGUUCGACCCCGUUAGCUGGGGCAACUCCGACUACAUCACUCUAGAAAUAUGCCGAAUAGUCUUGUGUAUCCAGAUCGUCGCCGUCGCCGUUGAGUUGCCAAAAAAGUAUAUGAUGAAACAUUGGCUCUCAGUCACUAUUUUCCUAUUGCCAGUAAUGACAUGUGGGUGGUUGAUUGUUGGGCUCUUUAUCUGGUGUCUUAUCCCCCAUUUCUCAUUCAACGACGGGUUGCUUGUCAGUGCUUGUGUCACAGCCACCGAUCCCGUGUUGGCCGCUGCUGUUGUCGGUAAAGGCAAGUUCGCCGAAAGAGUCCCUGGCCAUUUACGUAACUUGUUGUCUGCAGAAUCAGGGUGUAACGACGGAAUGGCAUUCCCGUUUAUUUUCCUUUCCCUAAACUUGAUCAUACAUUCUGGACACGCUGGAGAAAUCGUUAAAGACUGGUUCUUGUUAACUAUACUAUGGGAAUGUAUCUUUGGGUGUUUGUUAGGUACGGUAAUUGGCUAUGUGUUGCGUAAACUUGUCGCUUUCGCUGAAAAACAAAACCUUAUUGACCGUGAAUCGUUCUUGGCCAUUUUUGUCUUUAUCGCAUUUAUUUCCGCCGGUGUGGGCUCGAUGUUGGGUGUUGACGACUUGUUAGUUUCGUUUGCAGCAGGAACCGCCUUUGGAUGGAAUGGCGCAUUCGCCAAAAAAACCGAGGAGUCCCACGUAUCGACCGUCAUUGACUUGCUAUUGAACUUGUCGUUUUUUGUCUACUUCGGCGCCAUCAUCCCAUGGCCACAAUUCAACAACGCCGAGUUGGGACUCAACGUAUGGAGAUUGGUCGUCUUGGCAUUUGUCAUAAUAUUCUUACGAAGAAUUCCCGCAGUCGUUGCCCUUAAACCAAUCACCCCCGACGUCAAGACUUGGAGAGAAGCAUUAUUUUGUGGCCAUUUCGGGCCCAUUGGCGUGGGCGCUAUUUUCGCCAGUAUCCUCGCCCGAAAAGACCUCGAGGCCCACUACACCACCGAAGAAACUCCACUCCACCAUUUGCCAAGCAAAGAUUUCCCCCACUACCAGUUGCUUGCCACGAUCUGGCCCAUAGUCUGCUUUAUUGUCAUAACAUCGAUCAUCGUCCACGGAUCGUCUGUCGCCGUCCUCACACUAGGAAAAAGACUCAACAGAAUGGCGAUUACCAUGUCGUUUACCACGGACCAGGAAGGCGGUGGUGGUGGGUGGAUGCAGAGAUUACAAAAACUCGACCGUACCACCUCAUCCUUUUCGCUACACCGUGUCGAUACAAUGGCACCACAGGAAUUACAACCAGAAACUUCCGGCAUCAAAGUGUGUCCUGCGGGCGGAGCAAAGAGAAAGAAGAAACAUGGACGUAUAAAGAGUUUAUCGAGAGUUGCCACCAAAGACGACGAAAAGAGAGCACCACCAGAAGCCCAGUUCUUACAGCUAGGCAGUCGUACCUCAGAGCACGAAACCAGCACCAAGGAAUCUUCUUCAGACAACAACCUAGCCGUACCCAAUAAAACAUCUGGAUUAUCUGAAUAUGGAGAAAAACAACCCACAAAAGCCGAAAAGGCGCCAGUACCCACAGUCGCUUACCAAGACGGAGACCAGGUUAUCAUUGAAGACCAGUAUGGUGAAGUUAUGGAGACCUUGAAAUUGACACGCAAACCUAAACCAGAAAGCAGCAGCAUUCAUUCUAUGGAAUCAUUGGAAAGGCACCUCACUCAAUACUCAACUGGUUCAUCUGCAGGCGAGUCCGACGACGAAAACGGAUUAUCGCCAAUCCACCAGAAACUUUCCCGAACUUUAUCGCGCCGCUCAUACUACAAAAAGGAUGAUCCAAAUAAACGUAAAGUAUACGCCCACCGUGUGGACGAUUUGAUUGUGAUUGAAAAUGAAGAUGGUGAUAUUAUCAGAAGGUACAAAGUCAACAAGCACGCUCCAGCAACCAGACCCAGGUCUAGCUCAAUUAUGGGAAUGAUGAAGUCAAUGGUAGGAAUCAGACCUGUUGAGUCGGCACCGCCAGAAAUCAGUGUCACCGACCUUGAGCACGGCACACAACACAAGAUCUUACUACCUGAUGAAGAAAACACCCCUGCAGCCGCACAAAAGUUGGAGGAUAAAAUUGCUAAUAUGCUACAGGAAGACCACCACCACCACCCUGACCACAUUUCCGAAGAGAGCGACGACGACGACGACGAGGAGGAAACUGAAGUAGAAAAGAAACGAAGACUACAAGCGUUGGGGUACUUGCCCAGUACUCGCCGCGAUAGAGAAGAUGAAGAGGAGUAG